AUGGCUGCCGUGCGCUCCGAUCUAGCUGAACACAAGCUUAUCGGUCGACCUAGCGCCACUUUCAAUGGCUCGGCAUUUCAACGGUUCUCAUUUGUACCUGGAGGAAACCUUCCACCAGCUUUUCGUGCGACAGAGAUACGCUGGUAUCGGGCCGGCAUUCGGAGGCCUUCCCCCUUUAAGUCUCAAGUCCUUUGGCCGGACCUCGAGCACGCAACCCGCUGUAGAAACAAAAUAGACCCGCUGGCAAUCCGUCGUAAGUAUUCUCGCAGGCCUAGGAAAAGAAUCCCAUUGUUCGAAUAG
This is a messenger RNA of Sparassis crispa, 300 nucleotides long. RefSeq lists its product as hypothetical. The record is from RefSeq and is a predicted model, not a curated record. The transcript has 2 exons. The coding region runs from base 1 to 300 and encodes 99 amino acids. NCBI's taxonomy places the organism in Eukaryota, Fungi, Basidiomycota, Agaricomycetes, Polyporales, Sparassidaceae.